Messenger RNA from Paramecium tetraurelia, 1584 nucleotides. RefSeq lists its product as uncharacterized. Gene Ontology annotation, cellular component: nucleus; cytoplasm. Gene Ontology annotation, biological process: peptidyl-serine phosphorylation; protein autophosphorylation; intracellular signal transduction. Gene Ontology annotation, molecular function: calcium ion binding; calmodulin binding; ATP binding. The record is from RefSeq and is a predicted model, not a curated record. The transcript is spliced from 5 exons. Lineage: Eukaryota; Ciliophora; Oligohymenophorea; Peniculida; Parameciidae.
AUGGGAUCAAUUUGUUAAUCGCAUUCCUGUGCAAUUGAAUACACAACUCAAUUGAGCACAAGUGUUAACUUUCUCAAACCACUCAUUGAUCAUCAAUAGGAUGACGAGGUAAUAGAGGAAUCCUUAUCCCCUACUGAUUUUGAAAAGGAGUUUACUACCACUAAGUCAAUGGUGCCUAAAUCUCCAGAUGUCAUGUAAAAAUCCCCAUCGAGUUCACCUACUCCUAAUGAUUCAGUUGUUAUAUAAAAAUUUCAUGUAACUUCUGACGAUUUCGUGAAGUUUCGAUAUGAGAACGUUGCUGAUUCAUAUUAGAUCGAGAGAUCACUAGGUUCUGGCAGCUACGGAGAAGUGUUUAUUGUCAGAAAUAAGUAAACAAAUUAAUUGAGAGCCAUGAAACAGAUCAAAAGACAAUAAAGUUCAAUGAGCAAGAAGGCUUUAAGAGAAAUGGAGAUUCUCUCUAAGUUGGAUCAUCCAUUUAUAGUGAAAGCAAUAGAAGUAUUCUAAGACGAAUAAAGUUAGAACAUGAUUUUGGAGUUGCUUUAAGGAACUGAUAUCUAGGAAGAUAUUUAAAACAAUCACAGUUUCACAGAAGAGAAGGCUGCCAAUAUAGGUUAUCAAUUGCUGUUGGCAAUAAGUUACAUCCACAAUCAGGAUGUGGUCCAUAGAGACAUCAAGCCAGAGAACAUUCUAUAUCAAUAUAACAAUGGGAACACGUACAUUAAACUCAUUGAUUUUGGUAUUUCUACUGAAAUCAAGAAGAAUAGGAAACUGAGUUCCCAAUUAGGAUCAAUGUACUUUAUGGCCCCUGAGAUUUUCAGCAAAGACUAUGGCAAAUAGAUUGAUAUUUGGGCUUGUGGUGUUACUUUGUUCUAUAUGGUUCAUAAAAGAUAUCCUUUUAUGGGGAGGACCAAUUAAGAGAUGAAAAAUGCUAUUAAGAGUGGAAAAUUCUCGUUUGAUAAAUAUAUUAGUCUGGAAUUAUAAUGUCUUUUGUGUAAGAUGUUGUAGAUUAAUCCCAAUAAAAGGAUCACUGCUUUAUAAGCAUUACAAGAGGAUUGGUUUGUUAAACAUAAAUUUGCUGGUCAAAUCAAUCAACAAUUGAUAUUUAAAUUAAUAAAUUAUCAUUCCACAACUUUAUUUGAAGAAUUGAUAUUCUCUCUCAUUACUUAUUUUUUUCACAAUAGCGAUGAUCAUGGCUCAGCCAUAUAAACUUUUUUGUAUCUGGAUGCGGAUUAGGAUGGGUAGAUUUCGAAAUAGGAAUUCAAGAAAUCCCUAUAUUAAUUGGAUCUUCCCAAUUCAAAUUAGCAGAUCGAUGAUCUAUACGCAACUCUGAAUAAGUAAUCAGAUGAUACACUCACUUACAAGGUAGAAUUCUUGGCAGCCUCAGUAGCCAGAGAUAAAAUUUAAACAAAGAAAUGCCAGAAGUUUUGUUUUCAAUUGAUUGAUCAUGAUGAAGAUGGCAAGAUAUCGGAAUCAGAUUUCUGUCAUUUAAUGGGUAAGAACCACUCCAAUCUUUGGCAUCUCCUAAAUCCUUCGGAUAGUUUAUACAUAACUGAAGAGGAAUUUUAUAGCAUGUUCAAAUCAUGA